Molecule: messenger RNA, 2091 nt
Organism: Penicillium cataractarum
Lineage: Eukaryota; Fungi; Ascomycota; Eurotiomycetes; Eurotiales; Aspergillaceae
Exons: 3
Coding region: 1-2091 (696 amino acids)
Biological process (GO): positive regulation of transcription from RNA polymerase II promoter by galactose; DNA-templated transcription
Cellular component (GO): nucleus
Molecular function (GO): DNA-binding transcription factor activity, RNA polymerase II-specific; RNA polymerase II cis-regulatory region sequence-specific DNA binding; zinc ion binding
Source: RefSeq, a predicted model, not a curated record
AUGUUUAACACGUUCGUGGGAAUUAACCACAAUGAUUCAACAAGAAAUCCAUCCGAGCGACGUCGUGCUAUUGUGGCGAAGGCUUGUGUGGAAUGCCGGAGACGAAAGACCAAGUGCAUCGGAACCCAACCCUGCACUGGUUGUCUAGCAUGCAAUGUGGAAUGCGUAUUUCCUGAGUAUCGACGGCGAGGUCGAAAAAGCCAGAAGGCUCUCAACAACGCUGGCAACCCUGACUAUGAAUCAAUUGUCAAUAUUCUUUUCCCUCACACACCCUUGCAGUCACUCAAAGGACUUUCGCGGUCGGAUUUGCUAGACCGCGCCAAGACUGUCAAUGUUGAAGAGGAUCGUUCCCCAUUGACAAGCAAUCAAAGCUCCUCGAUCGCAUCUCCAGAUAUCACCGUGCCUCUCAAGGCAAGGUCCAUACCAGAUGUGGAGGCCAACGACAGGCUUUACAAACUACAAUUUCGAGAUUCUUUCCUAUUUGAAUGGAAUGAAACUUCUCCAAGAUAUCAUCACUCUGUGGAGGACGACGUGAACGCACUUUCGUUAUCAACAGAUAGAAGAUCCUCCUUUGUCGGAAUUUUGUCGGUCGCUGCAGCGAUAAGAGCUCUAACAAGCAUCCUUCCUACACAACUUGUGGACCGAAAGCCUACUAUGCAAAAAUCUCCCCCGAGCGAAAUGGAAAAUUCUCCUUCUGCCAUCCCUUUGACCAUUCCUUAUCGAGUCAUCUCCUACAGCGAUGAACAACGCCUUAUCGACGCAUAUUUUGCUACCAUUCACGUAUUCGUUCCCAUAAUCCAUGAGCCCAGCUUUCGGAAUAAAUACUUGACCAGCCGUGGCAGCCAGGAUCGGUCGUGGCUGGCGCUCUUGAAUAUGGUCCUUGCUCUGGGAAGCAUUGCCACUUCACCAGGUGAUUCUGACGAGGAUUUUGAAUACUACCACCUCGCCCAGCAAUAUCUCUCACUAGAAAGCUUUGGAAGUGGAAGGCUGGAGACGUUGCAAGCGCUGGUGCUUAUGGGUGGGCAAUACUUGCACUUUCGCAACCGACCAAAUAUGGCAUCUGCCAUCAUUGGAGCAUGCUAUCGAAUUGCGAGCGGCCUCGGUCUACACCUGAAACUACCAGAAGAUGCCGAAGGGAAAUUAAGCCUCCAAGAAGAGGUCAAGAGACGAAAUUGGUGGGCUAUUUAUGUGCUUGACACAUGGGGCUCUACAACGCUGGGUCGGCCAUCGGUUGCUCUUAGUAGCUUGGUCGAUGCCCCAAAAAAUAUUCUUGAUGAUCAGCGCGGCGAGCUGUCACCAAACGAGCCAACGAUACACGCCCCUCUGAUCCAUAAUAUCCAGCUGUGCAAAAUUAUCAACCGCAUCCAAGACCGGCUAUUUAUCAAUUCUCUUCUCGAUGACCAUGAGAUACAGUUGUAUGAUGACAUGUUGCUAUCUUGGUUUGAAGCCCUGCCGCCAUUCUUGCGAUCGCCCGAUCCAAACGUCCCCGACCUUCAAGAUGCUCGUGUGGUUCUCAAAUGGAGAUACCAGAAUAUUCGAUUCCUCUUGCAUCGCCCCCUCGUUCUCGACACCAUUGUGCGACAAACCCCAUUCCAUUGCCUAUCUACAAACGAGCAAGCCAUCGUAUCACGAUGUCGGGACAUUGCAGCAGAAUCUAUUCUCAGUAUCCAAGCAGAAUGGCGCCCAAACAAAAUAUGCUGCUGGAAUGCAAUAUGGUUCAUAUUUCAGGCCUGCCUAGUACCAUUGAUGGCACUGGCCCUCGAGCCUACCGACCAUGCGGAGUACCAAAAUUGGUACCAUCAGGUUCAGAUUGGAAUUACGAUUUGCCGGGAAAUGUCGCAAUUCAGUCCCGUCGGCCAAAGGACGAAGGCAUGUUUGGAGCAAUUGUUCUUUGCUGCUAUCAAGGGGUCCCACCCGAAUGUUCGGUACGAAAACAUAAACACACAACUUCCUUUGGAUACUAUUAUGGGAAUAUUUGCCAACGACUGGGACCACCUGGAUGGAGAUGAGCUGUUCUCUCAAUUCACUCCCCCUGGCGGCUCAUACAUCGACGACCAAUUCCUCCUGGCACAAUAUCAACCAUACCAAUAA